GUCACCCCUAAUCGCGGCAAGAGAGCACCACACGUUCACCCAAGCAACGGACGGUCCAGAUCGGCCCAGCGAAGACCCCGACGGGUUCCUCUCAUCACGAUUCGCGCGGGGUCGUUCAAACCGGAGGAACGGACGGGUGGAUCCUGGCCCCCCCCACCCCCACCCCACCUCCACCCAUAAAGUCCUCGACCCUUCACGCCAUCCUUUUUUCUCCAUCCCUCUCGCUCUUGUUUUUUCUUCUUCCCUCUUGCUUUGAAGCGUUUUCUAGGGUUCGAAGGAUUUCGCCAAUGUCGACGGAGAAGGAGAGGGAGCGCCAUGUCUACUUGGCGAAGCUUGCGGAGCAAGCCGAGCGCUACGAUGAAAUGGUCGAAAGUAUGAAGAAUGUUGCCAGGCUUGAUGUGGAGCUGACAGUUGAGGAGAGAAACCUCCUCUCAGUGGGUUAUAAAAAUGUUAUUGGGGCUCGCCGAGCAUCAUGGCGCAUCAUGUCAUCAAUCGAGCAGAAAGAGGAGUCAAAAGGAAAUGAACAAAAUGUUAAGCUAAUUAAAAAUUAUUGUCAAAAGGUGGAAGAAGAACUCACUAGGAUAUGCAAUGAUAUAUUGAGUAUAAUAGAUCAGCACCUGAUUCCAUCUUCCAGCUCCGUUGAGUCGACAGUUUUCUACUAUAAGAUGAAGGGUGAUUAUUACCGUUAUCUUGCAGAGUUUAAGACUGACCAAGAAAGAAAAGAAGCAGCUGAUCAGUCUUUGAAGGGCUAUCAGGCUGCCUCUAACACGGCCAACACAGAUCUGCCCCCGACCCAUCCAAUCCGUCUUGGUCUUGCACUGAACUUCUCAGUUUUUUAUUAUGAAAUUAUGAAUUCCCCUGAAAGGGCAUGUCAUUUGGCAAAACAAGCUUUUGAUGAGGCGAUUGCAGAACUGGAUAGUUUAAGCGAAGAAUCAUACAAGGAUAGCACAUUAAUUAUGCAGUUGUUGAGGGACAAUCUUACCCUUUGGACUUCUGAUUUACCUGAGGAUGGAGGUGAUGAUGGUUUGAAGGGUGAUGAGGCUAAACCGGCUGCCGAGCCUGAGAACUAAUGGUGAUGCUCAUGUUCUGCAAAAUUGGGUCUGUCUUAUACUUGGCAGCCAUGAGGUAUCGGUAUUCACAAGGGGGCUCUUUGGUUGAAUGGGAGUUGUUCCAUUAGAUGUCAAACUAUGGAUCUCUUUCUUAAAAGGGGUUUUAUAUUUUCUGUUUUAUAUCAUGAUAGGAGAAGGCCAGUCUGCUGUCUUCCUGAUCUUCCUUCCUUUUUUGUCCCCCUUUUUUAUUAUGAUGAAGCAUCGUAUGGUGGUCUGUAUUAUGUUUGAACAGAUGCAGUUGGUGGUGGACUGGCAGUGGUGGUGUUGCUUUGUGUUGUUUCCUUUGUUUCAUUUAUUUUCCUAAAUGUUUCUGAAUUAUCUGCUGAAUCAACUUGUAUCUCUUUUUACAGAACUAUAUAAUUUUCUAAAUUGCUGUUUUCCAGUAUAUUUAAUCCAAAUUCUAGGUUGCAAGGCUU
Messenger RNA from Elaeis guineensis (African oil palm), 1525 nucleotides. RefSeq names its product 14-3-3-like protein GF14 iota. The record is from RefSeq and is a predicted model, not a curated record. Lineage: Eukaryota; Viridiplantae; Streptophyta; Magnoliopsida; Arecales; Arecaceae.